Molecule: messenger RNA, 1972 nt
Organism: Suillus clintonianus
Lineage: Eukaryota; Fungi; Basidiomycota; Agaricomycetes; Boletales; Suillaceae
Exons: 6
Coding region: 54-1613 (519 amino acids)
Source: RefSeq, a predicted model, not a curated record
UGGCAAGACGCGUCGUCCUGCUGAACGGUUGUCAACUGCUGAAUUGCGGCAUAAUGCCCUCUCUCUCAGACCAGAUCGACCAUUUGACUUCCCUCUCGAAAUCCAUUAAAGCCACUGCAGAUGAGUUCCCGACCUCGGAUGGGCUCUUUACAACAGCCGUCCUUGAUACCGCUCUUGGUGAUCUGAUCCGCGACAUCGACUCAUCCGAACUCGGGCUCUUCACACUAGUACAACCACCGUCUCAUGUACCAACUGAGUCUGAAGCGAGGGGUGUGAUCUCUCGUGUAGAGUUUCCCGGUGCUACGCCUCUAAGGAAACCACCUUCUCGAAGGCAGGAGAUGACAAAACCAAGAGAGUAUGAGCCAGAAGUAUAUGCACAGGCUGCGCUAAAGUACUUGGAUCGGUAUCACUCGAUUCGCCCAAUGCCCCGUGCCCGAUCCCAGGUCCAGGGGCUCAUAAACCAGCUGGAUGAGGCGCGACGGAAAAUUAGAGGUCUUAGUGAAACAUUACAGGAGUUAACAAGUAGCAAUCCCGCAUCAGGCACCAGCCCGCAGGAGUCAAAUGCAGCAGACGAGGAACGGCGCAUACAGGAUCUCCAGGCUCGUCUUACCGAAUUGCGUAAACAGAAAGAUGACAUUCUUCGCAUCUCCAAGCCCGCCCCCAAGCCAAAGCCUGCUCCAAGACCAGCUAGGGCUCCUUCACCUCUGACCGUACCUAAGACACAGGAAGAAAUGUUCUGGAACACGCCUGCUGCAUCUGCGCGUACGCUUCGCUUCACCGAAAAGCUCAUGGAUGAGGAGGUGGACAUCAAUGACGUAUCCAUCAUGUCCUUCACUAGUCCGGUUCCUCGGCCCCGGUCCGUAUUAUCAUCGCUAGGUCUUCCUGUGGACGAUGAAUCCCUAGACAACGAAGAACACGAUAUUGGGCAGGAUGAUUCUGUGAUGCCUGAUCCACCAGAUGGGGAGGAACUGCCAGAUAAUGGCGACGAGCUGGAGGUGAAUGAUGGAGACGGAGAACAAACUGUAGUUCUCAAGAAACUGCCCUUGUCGUUACCACCAAACCCCACACCACUAAAGAGCGCCACCCCUCCUGAAACGUCAUUGCCUGCAAUUUCAGAGUUGCAGUCUCCAGCCGUAGUGCCUCCUGGGUCCGCCAGAAAACCAAAAGUGCGCAUGAAUGCGGAGAUCGAAAAGAUUGUGGUGAAAAUAUGGGGCACGGUGGGUGAGAUCAUCAUGCCUGGCCAUCCUUUCGACCCCACGGGGUCAGUAUCAGGAGGAAGCAAACCUCCAAGAGCAAAGGAGACUAUUGCCCAUCUCGAAUCCCUCUCCUCCCAGACCCCCUCCCCUACAUCCCCCGCUGCAUCCUCAUUUUCAUCGCUUGCGCCAUCCAUGAUCCCUGGCCAGCCCACCUCACAACAAAUCGCAACCUGCCAACUUUUGCUCACUCUACUAAAGCAGCCCGGCUUCUCGAUGUCACUCAAUAAACUUAAGGAAGCGCUAGCGGAAGGUGGCGGCGGCGCGGGUGGCACACGAACGAUGUAUGCUUGUGUGGCGAAGAAGCUGAUAAAGAUUGAGCGGGGAGGCGGGGAGCAAGUUGUCAAGUUUGAUGUUUGAUUUCACUACCGUCUUCACUCGAUGUAAUACAACCCUCUCAGGGAGCAUGCAUGUGCGAGUGCUACCCUCAAGGACUUUUCAGGGAGAUUAUCCUUCGUUUCCCCCGUUUACGCGUCCAUGAAGCAUCAGCCAAGGAAUCACACAAUGACAGUAUUGCACACUACAUUCGCGGAUGUUGGUGGACUUGCUGUUUAUAGUUGACGUAGCACUGCUAUAGCAGUACUAGUGUCCUUCGCCAGAGAAGCGCGCGAGGAGGAUCCCCACGUGACAACUUUGUGUUCUGCGCGCUCGCGAUCUACCGGAAGCGCCUACGCAAACACGGCCGGCUUACAUAAAGUUACUAUUCAAGACAAACAACA